CUGGGAAAUCCGGUCAUGACUAUCACGUCGCCCAGGGAGAUGGAAACAACAAAGUUUUGUCUCUUUUGAAAUAAUCAUAUCAAUCGACUAUCGUGCCCCGUGCAGACAACAUCAUGUUUAUUAGAGCAUUGGUUUCCUUGGUGAUGGUUUCUUUGGUUACGGGCCAAUUGACAGCGGGUGACACAUGCUUCCAUGAACGUCUGCAGAAAUCCGGAGUCUGCAUGUUACCGGAACAAUGUCUUGACGCGCUCGAGGAUUUGAUGCAGGCGAAGAGACCACAACUCUGCAGCUACGGCAUCAACUCGCCAAUCGUGUGCUGUCCGAUCCCAAAGAAGGAUGCAAUCGGAGAUAAAAGCGCUAACAAAUGCGCGGAUUACGCGAAAUUGGUCUACAUCACAUACGAAACGCCGCUUCUUUCCAUAUCGAAUCGAAACUUGACACGCGACGAGUGCGGCAUUAAGAGUAAUCCGUUGAUGGUUAGAGGGAACGAUGCUUUCGUAAAGGAACUGCCGCACAUGGUAGCUAUUGGUUACGAGGAUGCUGUUGGCAGGAAAGUUUUUGAAUGCAGCGGCAGCUUGAUCAGCGAUCAAUUCGUGCUCACCGCCGCCCACUGUCUACACACCAGACAAUUUGGGGAUGCAAAGUAUGCUCGAUUCGGUGAUCUGGACUUGAAAGACACCAACGACGGUGCUUAUCCGCAAGAGUACCGAGUGGAGGAGAGGAUCGCUCAUCCGGAUUACAAGAGUCCGUCGCGUUACCACGACUUGGCUCUGCUGAAGCUGGAGCGUGCGGUCCUCUUCAACGCGUACGUUAGACCCAUCUGCUUGAACUCGAGACGCGUUAUAGAAUCUGAGAAGGCGAUCUUCUCCGGCUGGGGCAUCGGUUACGGCAACGAGAAGAAUCGUCUCCGUAGGUUCACCACCUCGCUGAUGAGCACCGAGGAUUGCCAGAAACGGUACCCGGACACCAGGAAGCUCUACAGGAGCGGCAUCACCGACGAUUGGCAGUUCUGCGCCACCUCCAGGUCCGAUCAAACCGGUCUCUGCAACGCUCAUGCCGGAGGACCGCUCCAGGUGCACAACGAGGAGCAAUACUGCAUGUACUCUUUGAUCGGGGUCACGUCCUUAGGCAAUAUCUGCGGUUCCGCCAAUCUUCCGGGAGUUUACACCAGGGUCUCACAUUAUCUGGACUGGAUCGAAAAGACUGUGUGGCCGUGACGUCAAUUGCAAACGUGCAUUAAAAAAUAA
Nicrophorus vespilloides is the source of this 1247-nucleotide messenger RNA. RefSeq names its product serine protease snake-like. Bases 114 to 1217 code for a protein of 367 amino acids. Gene Ontology annotation, molecular function: serine-type endopeptidase activity. Lineage: Eukaryota; Metazoa; Arthropoda; Insecta; Coleoptera; Silphidae. Gene Ontology annotation, biological process: proteolysis. The transcript has 6 exons. The record is from RefSeq and is a predicted model, not a curated record.